CUCCAGCAUUAAGUGCUGGAAAGUUAGGAUUUGAUCACAUAAGGAAGGGGGUUUCCUUACUAUAUGCGAACAUGCCAUCUUUACCUAUACCUGCAGGAGUCGAUGUUGCUUCAAUGCAAUCGAAUGAUUUUGAAGCCGAAGAACAUACCACAGGUCAACAUCAACCUUUAGUCAUUCUCCCCUCAUGGUACGCCUGGUGGUCGUAUGCCGUUUUCCACAUCGCGUUGAGGAGCAUCUCCCUAGGGCUCUGUCUUGUCAUUCUCUGCAGUGCCAGCCAUGCCACGUCAAGGGCAGGAUAUCAGUAUGGGAGAGCCAUGAUUGGCAUCUGUGUUGCGCCCUUGCUCACCUUGACAACUAUUCCAGGUCAUCUUCACCUUGAUAGUCGACCUCGCUCAGGCUUCCGAGCUGGCCAACCCGACGAGAAGGCACGUCGCCAUCGUCCCAACGGAGGCCUUGCCUGCCUUGAGGUCCUGACUGUGGUCAUCUGCAGCGUUCUCCCCGAAAUGGUGUUCUUGGCAGUCGAUGGACUCGGCCGCUCUGGUGGCUACUGUCCGUACAACCGUCAUGUGAACGAGGAGUGCGAGGCCGAAUUGAGACUGUGGCGAGAAGUAGGCUCCUAUGUCACGUUGUCCAUGACACUCCCCCUCGCUUUGGUGUAACUGGACUCUCCUAGCUUCCCUCGCGGGGCUUCUUUCUUGCGUUUAACGUAAGGUACAUGGUAAAUUAUGUGCUGAUGCUGAGGAGCAGCGGACUUCAUCUCAUCUUUUCCAUUCUUGGUUGUAUCGCCUGCGGCAGGCGGACAAGCUGAGGAGAUUCCGUGAACUGAGCGUUCACGAUAAGGACACUUCUUACUAUAAGGGAUGGUAAAU
Parathielavia appendiculata is the source of this 869-nucleotide messenger RNA. RefSeq lists its product as uncharacterized. The record is from RefSeq and is a predicted model, not a curated record. The coding region runs from base 315 to 659 and encodes 114 amino acids. NCBI's taxonomy places the organism in Eukaryota, Fungi, Ascomycota, Sordariomycetes, Sordariales, Chaetomiaceae. The transcript is spliced from 3 exons.